CGCCCCCCGAUUUUGUGCAUGAGUCAAAGCUGGGUUUUCAGCGGUCCAAGUCCCUUCUCCGACGAUUCGACGGUGCAUUCUGCAGCCUCCACUUCGGUGGUUUCCCACACUAAAACUAAGUUCCGUUUCAUGGCAAGAGAGCCGACAGCGGCCUCCGUGGGACCCCGGCCCGCAGCGACGGCACAGCCACAGCGCUGCCCCGAGCCCCAGCCGGUCCAGGCGUGCCCGGAAGCCCGGGUGUCGGAGCCACCCCGCCUCUCGGGCGGGGCGGGGCCUGCGGGGAGACCUGGGCGGGGCCUGCGGUGGUGGCGGGAACCGGGCCGCCCGCGCUAUGGCCCCCGCGCUGCUGCUGGUCCCCGCCGGCCUCGCCUGCUUCGUGCUGGCCUUCGGCACCGGAGUGGAGUUCGUGCGCUUCGCCUCCCUGCGGCCGCUGCUCGGAGGGGCCCCGCCCGCCGGCGGCCCGGGUCCCCGCCAGGGGUGGCUCGCCGCCCUGCAGGACCGCACUGUCCUGGCCUCCCUGGCCUGGGAUCUGGGCCUCCUCCUGCUGUUUGUUGGACAGCACAGCCUCAUGGCGACCGAGGCCGUGAAGGCGUGGACGUCCCGGCACUUCGGGGUCCUCCAGAGGUCCGUGUAUGUGGCGUGCACUGCCCUGGCCCUGCAGACCACCUCCCUAGGUGUGGGGAGGGCCCCUCGGCGGCACCGUCCAUCCUGCAGAUCCCGGAGCAGCUCGCCCCCUGCCCGGGCCUCCCGCGGCCUCUGUGCUGUAGGAUGCAGGGGUCCGGCCUCCAGGGUGGGCUGCCGGGACGCUGGCCCUUCUCUUCCCCAGCUGGUGAUGCAGAACUGGGAGGCCGUGCCCAGCGCGCCUGCGCUAUGGGAGGCUCGGACUGAACCCUGGGCCACGUGGGUGCCACUGCUUUGCUUUGUCCUCCACAUCAUUUCCUGGCUCCUCAUCUUCAGCAUCCUUCUCGUCUUUGACUAUGCUGAACUCAUGGGCCUCAAACAGGUGUACUACCACGUACUGGGGCUGGGGGAGCCGCUGGCCCUGAAGUCUCCUCGAGCUCUUCGGCUUUUCUCCCACCUGCGCCACCCGGUGUGCGUGGAGCUGCUCACUGUGCUGUGGGUGGUGCCCACCCUGGGCGCUGACCGGCUCCUCCUCGCGCUCUUCCUCACUCUGUACCUGGGCCUGGCCCAUGGGCUGGACCAGCAGGACCUCCGCUACCUCCGGGCUCAGCUACAGAGAAAACUCCACCUCCUCUCCCGGCCCCAGGAUGAGGCAGCAGAGUGAGGAGCGAAGCCUGAUUCCAAGCCCUGUACUCUCCCUUCUCAAAUUCCAAGCACCUUUUCGGGUUUGGUGGCGCACUGCACGUCUGUAAUCCCAGCUCUCUGGAGGCUGAGACAGAAAGAUUGCCGCUGGUUUGAGGCCAGCCUGGGCUGCAUAGCAGGACCCUGGCUUUAAAAAAAAUGUCCACUCCCUUAACAUCCAGGCACGGGCUGCUUCAGGGCAGCUGCCCAAAUCCAGGGGCCGCUUGAGAUUUCAUUGCCUGAGUCCGGCGCUAGCCUCAGCUCCACUUCUCACCAGCAGGAGGGGUGAACAUCAGUCAACUCGUCGCAGUUGAGGGCGUGGACCCCUCCCCUCCUCUGAGCCUCAGGGACCCCUUUACUUUGUUUCCUGCCCGGCAGCUGGGCCAGAGCCCUGCCAGUCGGCCUGGUGCAGCGUACCCCAGCCGCUCAACGGAGGGGUCCCCGAGCGACUUCCGCUGCAGGGAAAUAAAAUUCAGCCUGGAUUUCCA
Heterocephalus glaber (naked mole-rat) is the source of this 1790-nucleotide messenger RNA. RefSeq names its product nurim (gene Nrm). Lineage: Eukaryota; Metazoa; Chordata; Mammalia; Rodentia; Bathyergidae. Gene Ontology annotation, cellular component: nuclear membrane. The record is from RefSeq and is a predicted model, not a curated record.